CCGCCGCACGUAAUCGCUAGACUGAAAAUGGCGGAUGUUGUGUUUAAAAAGUUCGAGUGAACAUUAUUCUCCGGAACUCAGGCUUUUUUUCACAUUUUAACGAUAUUUUGAUUGAGUCAGGGAAUUCCUGAUUUUGUGUAAAUACUUGUUGAUUAAUUGGAGGAAUCGGUGGAGCUUGAUAUCACCAAAAUUACAGUUACCGUGGAAAUGGAGUCGAGGACUGAAUUUAAAAUAAAAAAUCCACCGACAGAUGCAAUAUCUGCGGUGGAAUUCGGUCCGAACUCCACGCAGUUCCUUUUGGUGUCUUCCUGGGACUCUUCAGUGAGAUUGUAUGAUAUUCAUGCUAACACAAUGAGACUGAAGUAUAAUCACGAGUCUCCAGUGCUCGAUGUUGCCUUCCAGGAUGCAGUCCAUGCAUACAGCGGUGGUCUGGACAACACAUUAAAAAUGUACGACAUAAAUGCAAAUACUCAGACCAUCAUGGGAACUCACGACAAUGCGAUACGUAAAAUCGAGUACUGCUCGACUGUAAAUGCGAUAUUGACUGGUGGCUGGGAUGCUGCAGUAAAGUUAUGGGACACACGAUCACCGACUUGUGUUGGCACCUACAUCCAGCCGGAUGUAGUUCUAGCACUGUCAGUUUGUGGUGAUAAAUUUGUGGUGGGAACAGCUAAGAGGAAGGUCUGCAUUUGGGAUCUGAGGAACAUGUCUGGAAUGUUCCAGAGGAGGGAGAGCAGUCUCAAGUAUCAGACUAGAUGUAUUAAGGGUUUUCCUAAUGAACAGGGAUAUGUACUUAGUAGUAUUGAAGGUAGGGUAGCAGUGGAAUACCUGGACACCACCCCGGAGGCCCAAAAGAAAAAAUACGCUUUCAAAUGUCAUAGGAUAAAAGAGAAUAACAUUGAGUGUAUUUAUCCAGUGAAUGCCAUUAGCUUCCACUCAACGUAUAACACAUUUGCCACUGGUGGUUCAGACGGUUACGUCAAUAUCUGGGAUGGGUUCAACAAGAAAAGACUGUGCCAGUUUCACAGGUACAAUGCCGGAGUGGCUGCCCUCAGUUUCAGUCACGAUGGCUCAGUGCUUGCCAUUGGUGUCUCGUUCUUAGAUCCCAAUGAAAGUACCACACACCAAGACGAGAAGGAAAUUUACAUCAGAUACGUUAAUGAUCAGGAAACAAAGCCCAAAUAAAAUUAGAAUAACUCAGAAUUUUUAAUUGAGGAAUGAAAAAAUGUUGACGAAUGAUUGACGAAUUUUAAUCAAUGCAUUUAUAACGUACAACUAAAUUUGGAAUUGUAAAAAACUGAAUUGGAUAAUUUAUGGAUGUCAUCGACGGACUGGUGAAUAAAUAGAAGAACAUUUAUUACAAUAAUGACAUUUGAUUCAUUCUCCUAUGAAAAAACACGAGUAACUCAGAAUUGGAAUUAACGAAGGAUUACCAAUAUCUACCAAUUUUAAUCACUGAUUUUAUAAGUGCAACAAAUGUCGACUUAUAAAAAUGACUUGAAUAACUUGUGGAUAACACUGAAGGGCUGUUAAAUAAAUCGAAGAUCAUAAUUUUUUAAAAAA
Messenger RNA from Diachasmimorpha longicaudata, 1563 nucleotides. RefSeq names its product mitotic checkpoint protein BUB3 (gene Bub3). Gene Ontology annotation, biological process: mitotic spindle assembly checkpoint signaling. The transcript has 4 exons. Gene Ontology annotation, molecular function: ubiquitin binding. NCBI's taxonomy places the organism in Eukaryota, Metazoa, Arthropoda, Insecta, Hymenoptera, Braconidae. Gene Ontology annotation, cellular component: mitotic checkpoint complex; kinetochore; bub1-bub3 complex. The coding region runs from base 208 to 1185 and encodes 325 amino acids. The record is from RefSeq and is a predicted model, not a curated record.